CCACAACGGGAAUUUCGCAUCAGAUUUGGGUCCACAAAAAGUUUCAAAGUAAAUAAGAUAAUGUAGGAAAAAGACGAACUUGUAGUUUACCUUAGUAAAUUUACUGACCUAUCGUUGUUACUCUAUACUGUCUUGUUCCAUUGCUAUCUUCCAGCCUCUCGUUUUCUUUCCUCUGCAUUAACUGUAGAUGCUGUUUCCUCUUUCUAUCUAUUCUAGUUUACUCCUUUUGCGACAUUCCCAAAUUCCUUGUGAGAACACUACUACCUAGUCCUGUUAUCACUCAAUUCUUAAUGGAGUAGCUUGGAGAAAGGGAUAUUACAUGCGCAGAGAAAUCAGACCUUCUGAUGGCACCAGGUCUUUGAUUUCAUAUAAAUCCAUUUCCAGAAUUAUUGGCCAAUUCUGGCUCUAUGUUGUGAACAUGAAGACAGGUUUUGGUUACAGGAUGCCGAGGGAUGCUUAUUGUAAUAAUGGAAGGGAUCAUUUAAGGAACCACAUUCACAUGACUAAUUGCAUUCACUUAAGAUACCACAUGCAUAAGCAUGGUGGCAUAUUGUCUGAAAGGUCUCUAAUGAAGGAUCCUAAUGGUGGUUCUCCACACUCAUGGUAUUCUCCUGGUGCUGACCAUAUGCUUCUUACCAGAGCAGCAGAGGAUGCAUUGGUCAAUGGAACAUGCAAGGAGUGUCCGAGAUUGUCGAAGAGGUCCUCUAGAGUUGAAGGUUUAUUGGUAUCGAAAGCAGAAAAGGCUGGGAGUUGCAACAGCACCAAGAAUGGCAUUCAUGGCAAUAGAAGAGUCAAGAGAGGAGAAUCCAGCAGAUGGUUUCAUGACAACAAUGUACUUUGCUGUGACGACAACCAUCCGCAAGGUGGAAUCCGUUUGAGGAAUUUCAUUGUUUCGGGACACUCUGAGUCGAGAAACAAGGAUAUGACCAUUAAGGCUAACUCUAACCAGGUAAAAGAAAUCACCUCCAAGCACAAUAGUGUUGCAUUGUCUUGUAACUGUGGAAGGAGAUCCCAAGUUAAAAAGAUUGCUGGAGAGGCAGAAUUCACAAAGAGUCGGCGUCGUGGAAAUGAUUUCGAUAAAAGGCGCAAGUUUCAGGGUACAAGAAUACAUUGCUCAACUACAGCUUCCUUACAUGCUGAAUCUCAAAAUGAUAUGUCAGUGGCACACAGCAAUCAGAAUAUCACUGGUGUCCGAGAUAAAGGCUAUGGCAGUCCAUCGAAGAGCUCAAGGAUUCGUCAUAGGGGAAAGAACCGGUCUGAACACCAAUUAAAGAUUGGAGGUUCUAUAGUUGGAGGAAGGGCUUUCUCUGACAUCUCCGAGCAGUCAAGUUCAUAUACUAUAUCUGAUUUUGAAGCAUUGCCCCUACUGUUUGAUGCUUCUGGAUCACUGGGAAGUAUCAACCACAAUGCUCGGGUUCAUAAUUGUGAAUUAGGCAUUUCUGCUGAUGAGCAACACAAACUUCGGAGGCAGCUGACUUAUAGACAUCAAAAUAUAACUCAGAAAUACAUGCCAAGAACAUUUGGAGACCUGGUGGGGCAGAAUUUGGUAGUACAGGCUCUUUCUAAUGUCAUUGCCAAAAAGAAAAUAGGAUUUCUCUAUGUCUUCUAUGGACCUCAUGGAACUGGAAAAACAACAUGUGCGCGAAUAUUUGCAAGAGCAUUGAAUUGUCAGUCUCCGGGGAGCCACAAACCUUGCGGAUUGUGUGAUCCUUGCAUGGAAAAUGAAACAGGGAAGAGCAGAAACGUAGUGGAAAUAAGCCCAAUUCGUAAUCUUGACUUUGGUGUCAUGAAACCUUUUGGUAGCACAUUCGAUUCAUGGCAUCAUUCUUAUUAUACAGUGUUCAUAUUAGAUGACUGUGAUGCUUUAUCCACUGAUUAUUGGAGUGCCGUACUAAAGGCCAUUGAUCAAGCACCCCGGAAGGUUGUUUUUAUUCUUGUUUGUACGAGUAUCGACGUCCUGCCUCAUGUCCUAAUAUCCAAGUGCCAAAAAUUCUAUUUCCCAAAGCUAAAAGAUGCAGAUAUAAUACAUACACUUGAGGGCAUAGCAGCCAACGAAGAUUUGGAGAUCGAUAAAGAUGCUCUGAAGCUUAUAGCAUUGAGAUCUGAUGGAUCUCUGAGGGAUGCUGAGAUGACUUUGGAACAAUUGAGUUUGCUCGGACAGAGAGUUUCCUUGUGCCUGGUGCAGGAACUGGUUGGGCUUAUAUCAGAUGAGAAAUUGGUGGAUCUACUCGACUUAGCAUUAACUGCAGACACUGUGAACACCGUGAAGAAUCUUAGAGACAUAAUGGAAUCUGGAGUCGAGCCAUUAGCUUUAAUGUCGCAGCUUGCUACUGUUAUAACUGAUAUUCUAGCAGGAAGCUAUGAUAUGAUGACAGAAAGGCAAGGCAGGAAGUUUUUCCGGCAGCAAACGUUAGUGUCCAAAGAAGACAUGGAAAAGUUGCGGCAAGCGCUGAAGACACUCAGUGAAGCAGAAAAACAGCUGAGGCUGUCGAACGACAAGCUCAUCUGGCUCACAGCUGCAUUGCUGCAGCUGGCUUCUGAUCAGCCUUCCAUGCUACCAAGUUCCUCAACCGAUUCAGGUUUGAUUCAUCGUAAGAACAAAUUAGAAGAUAUUUGGCUGGAAGUGCUUGAAAAGAUCCCGGCAACCAGCAUAAAAGAGUUUAUGCAUCAGGAAGGGAAGCUGAUCAAAAUCAGUGGCGAUGGAGCAGCUCCAACCGUGCAUUUGCUGUUUAAUUCGCCAUCGACGAAAUCCAAGGCCGAGAAGUACAGAUCACACAUCCUACAAGCAUUUGCUUCGGUUCUCAGAUCCUCUGUGACUGUUAACAUGGAAUGUGAAUCAAUAAAAAGCGAGACCGUGCCAGGGGAAGGACCAAUUCCAUUACCACUGCCACCGCCAUUGGAAACUGAUGAUCAAAGAAAAAUCAAAGGCGAAGGAGGCAGCAACCCAAGCCUCAGCCUUGUAGGAACUAAGGUAUCCUUAGCUCAUAUAAUCCUGCAGCAUACAGAGCAAGGAUGUUCAAAACACAGCGGAUGGCUGAAGCAAAAAGCACUCUCCAUUGCUCAGAAAAUGGAGCACCAAAAUCUCAGGAAGCUAGAGUCAAGAUCAAGGAGAUUGGAUUGCUGGAAACCUGGAAUGCUGGUGUCCAGUCGUAAUCGUAAGAUUUUGAGGCUGAAAAUUAGAAGGAGGCCACAAAUGUUGCUGAAAUGUGCCUCAUCCUGUUAUGGCUAUGGCUAUGGCUAUGGCUUUGGGAGGUGUCCCACUCCAACUGUCAUGUCUCCAGACUCUGCUCGCCAAAGUCACAGUCACAGUCAGAGUCAGAGUAAGAGAUGAAGGGAAGGCGAGGAUGCUUUGACUAAGCAGAUGCCACUUGUCGAACACGACGUCGUUUGCCGUGUCAUUUCAAAUAUGGUUAGUCUCCUCCUAUCCUAUCCUAUCCUAUCCUACCUAUUCCCUAUUUUGUUUAAUCUUAAUUGAUUGUGUCAUGCCAAGUCAAGCCAGGCAUGUUUUGUUUUGAAUCUUAUUAAAUAUAUAUAUAUAUAUAUAUGUGUAUAAAUUAAUAUUUUUUAGAAAUAAUUAAUAACUUUGAAUGUAGUCCAAUAAUAGUGAACACACCGUUUGUAUCGAAGAUCAAAACGAGUGGUGGUAAACGAAGAGAUAAAAAACGCAUGGGCCAUGGCUAAAAGCAGUGUCAGUGGGGUACACUUUGUUUUGCUUUUUUUUACUGCCGAAAAUGAAGAAAACAUACACUGAAAAUCAUAAUGGUCAACUUUCAUUAACGAAGCUACAGAACUCCUUCCUCU
This is a messenger RNA of Andrographis paniculata, 3801 nucleotides long. Its product is annotated as protein STICHEL-like 3. Gene Ontology annotation, cellular component: nucleus; DNA polymerase III complex; DNA replication factor C complex. Gene Ontology annotation, molecular function: DNA-directed DNA polymerase activity; DNA binding; DNA clamp loader activity. Bases 320 to 3331 code for a protein of 1003 amino acids. NCBI's taxonomy places the organism in Eukaryota, Viridiplantae, Streptophyta, Magnoliopsida, Lamiales, Acanthaceae. The transcript is spliced from 8 exons. The record is from RefSeq and is a predicted model, not a curated record. Gene Ontology annotation, biological process: DNA repair; DNA-templated DNA replication.